AACAGUAGAAAACAAAAGCCACAAUUUAUAGUUACUCUUUUUUGUUUCCAAUGUUAUUAUCCGAAAAGUGGAAAUAUCAUCAAUGAACGCCACCGCGACAACAGCCAAGGCCAAUAUGGCUAGGAUUCUGAUUAUGAUUGUCAUGUUAUCAAACUACCACCACCUAUAUUGUGUGGCCACGGCCACCAGUCCAAUAAAGACGGUGGUGGUGCUAGUAAUGGAGAACAGAUCAUUCGACCAUAUGUUAGGGUGGAUGAAGAAGCUGAAUCGAGAAAUCAAUGGAGUGGAUGGCUCAGAAUCGAAUCCAAUCUCGACAACUGAUCCAAACUCUCCUCGCAUUUCCUUCGGUAAUCAAUCCCACUUUGUAGACCCUGACCCCGGCCACUCUUUCCAGGCCAUCCGUGAACAGAUUUUCGGCUCCAACGACACCUCCGCCAAUCCUCCGCCCAUGGAUGGCUUCGCCCAGCAAGCUCGUUCUAUGGAUCCCAACAUGACUCAGAGUGUCAUGAAUGGCUUCGUACCAGACAUGGUCGGAGUUUAUAAAAGUUUAGUCUCCGAAUUUGCCGUUUUUGACCGGUGGUUUGCGUCGGUGCCGGCAUCAACCCAGCCAAACCGGUUAUAUGUCCACUCGGCAACUUCUCAUGGUGCCACGUCAAACAUAGCCGCCCUACUAGCCAAAGGUUAUCCACAGCGGACAAUCUUCGACAACCUAAGCGACGCCGGAUUGUCCUUCGGAAUCUACUUCCAAAAUAUUCCGGCCACCUUAUUUUAUCACCUGAGAAAAAUCAAAUACUUAGGUAUUCACCCUUAUGAUUUAUCCUUCAAAAAUGACGCCAAAAAUGGAAAGCUGCCGAACUAUGUUGUGGUGGAGCAGCGGUACAUGGACUCUAAGUUGGAGCCGGCCAAUGAUGAUCAUCCAUCACAUGAUGUUUAUCAGGGACAGAUGUUCGUUAAGGGGGUGUACGAGACGCUGAGAGCCAGCCCGCAGUGGAACCGAACUCUGUUGAUUAUUACGUAUGAUGAGCAUGGUGGGUUUUUUGAUCAUGUGGCUACCCCUGUCAGUGGGGUCCCUAGUCCUGAUGGGAUUGUGGGGCCCGAUCCUUUCUUUUUCAAGUUUGAUAGAUUGGGCGUUAGGGUCCCCACAAUUAUGGCGUCACCAUGGAUUGAAAAGGGCACUGUCGUCCAUAGUCCCAAAGGUUCACCAUAUAAGACAUCAGAAUAUGAGCACUCUUCCAUUUCAGCAACAGUCAAGAAGACAUUCAACCUGCCAUCUUUUCUAACUAAGAGGGAUGAGUGGGCUGGCACCUUUGAAUCCAUUCUCCAAACCAGGAAAGAACCUAGAACUGAUUGCCCAGAACAACUUCCAACUCCGGUAAGGAUAAGGCAAGGGGAGGCGAAAGAAGAUGCCAAGCUUACUGAAUUUCAGCAAGAGCUAGUGCAACUUGCCGCAGUCCUCAAAGGAGGACAUUUGGCAACUUACCCACAACAGAUUGGGAAAGAAAUGACUGUUAAGGAAGGGAAACAAUACAUGAAAGAUGCAGUAAAGAGCUUCUUUGAGGCUGGAUUUUCUGCCAAAAGAAUGGGCGUUCACGAGGACCAAAUUGUGAAAAUGAGGCCAUCUCUUACAACAAGAAAAUCCAAGCCUUCAAGUCAAAACCACCAUUAAUCAAGCAUAGAAUUAUUGGCUGGUUAUAAUGUAAAUACAGCAAUAUUUAUAUACCAAGUUCUGUGUAUGUGCUAAAAGUAUUCACAAUAUGUCAAAAAAAGUAAUUAGAGUUGCUCUGAUUAAUAAUUUCUGGCUAUUACAAUUUGGGCCACUGAAUUAUAUACAAAAGUCAUCAUGACCAAAUCAAAUUUGGGUUUGUUACAA
Molecule: messenger RNA, 1870 nt
Organism: Coffea arabica (coffee)
Lineage: Eukaryota; Viridiplantae; Streptophyta; Magnoliopsida; Gentianales; Rubiaceae
Product: non-specific phospholipase C2-like
Biological process (GO): phospholipid catabolic process
Molecular function (GO): hydrolase activity, acting on ester bonds
Source: RefSeq, a predicted model, not a curated record